UUGUCACCCGUUACACAAUAAUAAUUGUUCGAUGUAUUAUUGUCCUUAGUUUACAGUCUUAAUAAAAAAUUGCAAAAUGUUCAGUUUAUGGAAAGUUCGAGACAUAGCAGAUAAAAUGACCAAUGUUGUAAUGAACUAUUCAGAUAUGCAAGCCAAAGUUAGGGAAGCAACAAAUGAUGAGGCAUGGGGUCCAACAGGAGCCCUCAUGCAGGAAUUAGCCCACGCAACAUUCACUUACGAACAUUUCUCAGAAGUAAUGUCGAUGCUUUGGAAGAGAAUGUUAGAAGAUGAUAAACAGUGGAGACGAACUUACAAAUCUUUAUUAGUGCUAAGUUAUCUCAUAAAAAAUGGUUCUGAGCAGGUGGUCGUAUCAGCAAGAGAUCAUAUCUACCAUUUGCGAAAUUUGGAAAAUUAUACAUUUAUUGACAGUAGUGGAAAAGAUCAGGGAGCCAAUAUUAGGCAAACAGUAAAAAAACUAAUAAACCUUCUUGGACACAAUGAUUUACUAAGAGAAGAGAGGAAAAAAGCUAAAAAGAAUAGGGGAAAGUAUAUUGGAAUAGGUUCCGAAAUGAAGUUUCAAGGUGAAUCCGAUGUGCUGAAUGCUCAAUCAGGCUUAAAAAUUAAUUUUACUGAUGAUAACUGGGACGAUAGUUAUUGCGACUACUAUAAUAAUAAAACGGAUCAUGCUGACAGUGAUAAAAAGGAUUGUUUUCCAGUAGCGGUUUCUACAGAUCCAGACAAAAAGAUGAACCUAAGACUAAACCCCAAAGUUAUAGCUACACCAAAAAAGCCUCAAAAUCUGAGUUUAGAACCAGCAGCAAACUUCGUCCCGGACCAUGCGAAUGUGUUUGAUGAUUUUGAUCCACGUCUAUGCGAGCAAUAUGAUUCUGCAACGGCUGGACAUUAUGAAAUUGGUAGCCAAACGCCUUUUGAACCAAUGAAUGCUGAAAAUAAUGAUGAUUUUGCUGAUUUUAUCUCAGCUCGUUUAAAUGCUAGUUUGGUCAACGUCACUCCAACAAUAACAUCUAAUCCCUUACCACCCAUUUUAACAGAAAAGUCUCUGCUCAACCGCUCCACUUCUGAGACCCCACAUUUACUUAAUUCGAAGGAGUGCGGAAACGUUGGGCAACAAUUAGAGUUACAGGAUCAAGAGUAUUUCCUACCUAAAAGUUUAGAGAAGGAUUUUUUUGAUCUCAGAGACAUGUGUGUGGGAAAUAAAAUGGGUUCUUUCAGUGCUGAACUAAUAGAAAAUCUUGAUGGUGACUUACUUAUGCCAUCGCCAGCAAUGCCUUUACAGCCGACUACCAUUACAAAUAGCACAGAAACAGCCUCCGCCAUAUCUGCUGCUACAAAAAGUCAACCCUUAGGAUCUACUUGGGCAAGUUCGGAAACAGUAAUUAUUGAUAUGGACAAUUUACUAUCUGGAAAACCAAAACCUAUCCCAUCUCUCAGUAUUAAUCAAUUAAUGAUCAACUCGAGUAGCCAGAAAUCAAAGGUGAAGGAACCAUCUACCUAACUAUUAUACAGUACAUGCACUUUAUUGAAAUAAAUUAAAUGAAAAACAGAAAA
Anthonomus grandis grandis is the source of this 1569-nucleotide messenger RNA. RefSeq lists its product as uncharacterized. Bases 77 to 1516 code for a protein of 479 amino acids. Gene Ontology annotation, biological process: endocytosis. Lineage: Eukaryota; Metazoa; Arthropoda; Insecta; Coleoptera; Curculionidae. The record is from RefSeq and is a predicted model, not a curated record. The transcript has a single exon. Gene Ontology annotation, molecular function: phospholipid binding; clathrin binding. Gene Ontology annotation, cellular component: endosome; plasma membrane; clathrin vesicle coat.